Messenger RNA from Saccoglossus kowalevskii, 1493 nucleotides. RefSeq names its product interleukin-1 receptor accessory protein-like 1. Gene Ontology annotation, biological process: signal transduction. NCBI's taxonomy places the organism in Eukaryota, Metazoa, Hemichordata, Enteropneusta, Harrimaniidae. The record is from RefSeq and is a predicted model, not a curated record.
AUGGCUACCCUGGAGUUUGGAACAGCAACACAGGUAAAACGAUUGCAUUGCUGUGCUGCUGGUUUCACGUCAAUUAGAUGGUAUAAAGAUAAUGUUCCAUAUCCAUGGAAACUCAUAGAUCCAGCAGAAACUUAUCCUGAUAUUGAACAUAAUAAUCAGACUCUUAUAUUUGAUCAUUUAAAUGAAUACCUAGAUGAAGCCACAUAUACAUGUGAUGUUAGUAAUGGAACCCAACAUAUCUCUCAUACAAAAAAACUAGAAGUACAAGAUGCAGAAUUUUUAGAUCCUCCAAUAUGGUCAUUCACCCCACGCUGUCAAGAUUAUAAAACACUUCCUGGUGCAAAUGUUACUUUUUUUUGUGAGUUUUACGUUGGACAAGGAGACUACAACCUGGUUGAGUUUCGGAAAGAAAAUAAAACUGGUACUUAUUUCAUUGAGGAGCUAGAUAAUCAGACUUACAGCACAUAUACUACACAAAGGGAUAAAGGUGCCUAUCAGGGUGUUGGCUUAAUCAUUUCUAAUGUUAAAAAGAACACUUAUGGUAAAUAUAUUGCCAAAGCUGCUAAUGGACAUGGCGAUGUUUACGUACCUCUAACAUUAAAGUAUGGUGAUCCAAAUGCAGAACCUCAAAGCCCAUAUUUAUAUAUAUUGAUUAUAAUUGGUGUCAUCAUUAUAUUUAUCUUGCCACUCGGACUACUUAUACGAUACAAAUUUGGACUUGAUAUCCAACUUUUAUGGAAAUACAAGAUUAGGAAAGUAGACACUGAUGGUAAAACAUAUGAUGUGUUCAUAUCACACAUUGGGAGCGAGAAAACCGUAAAGUUUUGUAAAAAACUUUUGGAAUACCUGGAAAACAAGUGGGGAUUUAAAACUUGCUUAGUUGAGCGGGAUCUGCUUGCUGGGGUGGCCACAUGUGACAAUAUUGUGGAAUCAGUGAAAGACAGCAGCUGUUUUCUUCUAGUGUUAACUCCUGAUUAUAUACAAGUUCCACCUGAUAAUGAUCAAAUAGUAUUAGAAAGUCCUGAAUAUGUAAAAGAAACUCACUGGCGACCGUACGAGUUUCAAAUCGCGCUAGAAGAAUCUCUCAAACUUCAAACUCGUAUAGUGAUCAUUAAGUUGGAAAAACUUCCUGCAAAUAUUAACAUGGACCACAUGAAAACGUUGAAGCAUGUCAUUGGUGUCACACGCUGUCUAAAAUGGGAACCAAAUGCCGGUAGAAAACAAGACAAGUUUUGGAAAAAUUUAUUGUUCCAGUUGCCAACCAGUUCUAAAUGGAGGCCGACAUUAGGACAAUUAGUGUGCGCAGGACUGAGUGUAUUACAACACAAAUCAGCAGAUGAUGAAAAACCAUUGAAUAGACAAUUAAGUGAUGAAAGAAGUAGGUAGGGGGAGGGCUCACCAACGGAAGAAAUCUCUGCACCAUUUUAUAGCAUAUCAAAUACGUUAGAUACUAGCAGAGAAGGACAUUCAUAUAGCAGUAGUCAUGGAGAUAU